AGCCAGAGCUUUCCUUCGACGGUUAUGGCAGCCAAAUCACUGAGCACGAGCACGCUCAGUCUCAAGUUCAUGCAGAAUGCCUACCGUGCAAAGAAUGUACAACAAGUUGAGCUCGACAAGGCGGAGGUCAGAGAUGACGGGGAAUGGGAAAUAGGGCAGGAAAUGCGCGAUGCAUGGGGCAUGGGAGCCGGAGAAACCUCAACGCAAGCUGUCAGCUAUGAAGCGUCGUACCUACCGUUCCUGUUCGCGUCAGACGAUGCUACGGAUCACUCUCCCUCGGCGACCAAGUCUCCGCCAAAAGGCAGACGAGUCUUCAAGAGUGGGCGAGAGAUUUCUGGGAUCGAGCCCACCGUUGCUACGGCCCAGCAUCAAGGACCGGAGUCGAAAUCCGCACAGCACUCAUCAUCUUCCAAGCCACGACAGAUCUCUUCCGGACAGGGUCAGGCAACUCGUGAUUCUUGGAAGGCAAAGCCUAUGAAGCCGACCCGAAAGUCGGCAAGAGAUGCGAUCUUCGAUAACUCCGCCGUCAGCCUAGGCCCGAGGCAAACAAAGAUGUCGAAUUCACAAAACACCCAUUCCGGAUUCAUGAAACCCGACCGCGUCGACGAGCCGACUCACAAAACCGACAGCGUCAAGGUCAAGCGACCGAGAGCGGCAGAUUCGACUGAGCCUGACGGGCCGGUUGAUAGUCGGAAGAAGAAAGUGAGAAAACAGAGAAGUGCGGAAUCGGAUGCAGACGAGCAAUGAGUCUUCACUCUUCGAUUAGCAGGCUGCUAAUGAAUUAGACCGUGCAACUGCUCCAGAACGCUCCAGUCAGUAACAGGUGCCAGACUCGAGGAAAAUUCCGCGUACGGAAAGGUAUCGAGGUAUCGAGUGAACCGUAUCUCCUUUGUAACCAGGUCGUGUUCAGAUCCAAUUCGAGAGCAAACAACUCACCAGGAUAGUCGAGACUCGGUACGAUUGUGAUCUCUACAUGCUGCGUGAAUCGAUGGUAAGCAAGACGCAAACUGUCAACCGCUUAUCGGAGACGGGUCAUUGGCCAGUUAUUUCCAUUCUGACCCGUUGCGGAGAAGCGAGGCUGAGAAGGCGAUCGUCCUCGUUGCAGGCAUCCUUUCUUUGCAUCGACUUACAGCGGCAGGCUAUCGAUCAAGCUCAGUCUCCGAACAAACGUAGCCUUUAAACGCGUUACAGUCGGGCUAACUGAUCGGCACCGGACAUUCUCGAAGCAGAUUCGCACGCGCGCGGUCAUGACCGGUGAAUGUUCUUCCGGUCCACAAACUAACCCAUCGUUCUCGCCGAUUUCUCCUAGUGCGACUUCGGGGCUGACAUGUCUCGACAAGCGGUGUCGAAGAUCAGGCGCACCGCCGCAUUUUGCCGCUUCGAGAACAGCCGUGCCAUCGUUCAGAGGCUCGGCGCCGGGAGGAUUAGAUCAUUUGCUUGGUGAAUGCGCGUGUCAGAACGAGGUGAUGAUCUCGCGGAUUUAACGGGAGCUCGCAGGCCAAAGGCCCCGAAUUUCGGGCGUUUCGAUUAUGCUGAUGUUCUAUCAACGGAAAUACAUGCAUGGAACGAUUUACUACCAUUGUGAAGCUCAGGGUCGGUCGACCAGGAUCUUGGACCGGAGAUCCACUCCGGAUUGCAAGAAGGAGAAUUCAGAUAUCGGACAUGACACCGUGACGACGGUAGCGAUUCGCCGCCAGUUGUCGAGAACUACAGGAAUACGGAACCUAGCCGUCCUUGGUGACCAUUU
Messenger RNA from Mycena citricolor, 1747 nucleotides. The record is from the annotation of a GenBank genome assembly. Lineage: Eukaryota; Fungi; Basidiomycota; Agaricomycetes; Agaricales; Mycenaceae.